Carya illinoinensis is the source of this 2714-nucleotide messenger RNA. RefSeq names its product MDIS1-interacting receptor like kinase 2-like. The transcript has 2 exons. NCBI's taxonomy places the organism in Eukaryota, Viridiplantae, Streptophyta, Magnoliopsida, Fagales, Juglandaceae. The coding region runs from base 145 to 2523 and encodes 792 amino acids. The record is from RefSeq and is a predicted model, not a curated record. Gene Ontology annotation, biological process: protein phosphorylation. Gene Ontology annotation, molecular function: protein binding; protein kinase activity; ATP binding.
GAUUCAUUCCAUGGAAAUUUUCAGGAUGAUUCGUUCAAUUAUUUCACAGUCCUGGCUUCAGUAUCUUUUCUUAUAUAUAAAAGUGUACGUCCGCAGUCGUCAUGAAAAAAUAUAAUACUAAUCGGUCAUUACUCAUAUAUACAAAUGGCAACCUCCUCCCUUUCCAUUUCCAGCUUACAGAUAGUAGCAUGGACUAUUUGGAUCUUUCUAUGCGGAAAGUGUUUGGAUAAUGCACAUCAUCACCUUGUUGUUGCUGCGUCUGGGUCAAUAUCUGCCCUUCAACUUAAACAAGCCAAGGCUUUGCACGAGACUGAGUGGUGGUUCAAUAGUACCAGUAAUUCAAGUGCUUGCCACUGGGAAGGUAUUACUUGCAAUGCCGGUGGAAGCGUCACAAGCAUCGAUAGAUCUGAUCAAGGUUUGGGAGGUCAGUUGAAACUCAACUUCUCUUUUUUCCCAAAUUUAGUCAGUCUUAAUCUUGGUUACAACUCCCUUUAUGGGCCCAUUCCAUCUGAAAUAGGGAUGCUAAAAAAUCUAAUCGAUUUAGACCUUCAUUUGAACGUGCUCGUCGGUCCAAUCCCUUCCACAAUUGGUCUUUUAACUAAUUUGGAAUCUUUGAGCCUUGAUGGCAAUCAAAUCAAUGGAUCCAUUCCCCCUGAAAUAGGGAUGCUAAAAAAUCUGACCCGUUUAGGCCUUUUUUCGAACAUGCUCGUCGGUCCAAUCCCUUCCACAAUUGGUCGUUUAACUAAUUUGGAAUAUUUGAGCCUUAGUGACAAUCAAAUCAAUGGAUCCAUUCCCCCCGAAAUAGGGAAGCUAAAAAAUAUGACCGAUUUAGUCCUUUAUUCGAACAUGCUCGUCGGUCCAAUCCCUUCCACAAUUGGUCGUUUAACUAAUUUGAAAUAUUUGAACCUUGGUGACAAUCAAAUCAAUGGAUCCAUUCCAUCCGAAAUAGGGAAGCUAAAAAAUCUGAUCGGUUUAUACAUUCGUUCGAACGUGCUCGUCGGUCCAAUCCCUUUCAUCUGGGAUAAUUUAACUUAUUUAAAAUAUUUAGACCUUAGUGUAAACUACUUAACUGGAAGCAUUCCCUAUCAUGAGGGUAACCUUUAUCAGGUGGAAUAUCUUAACCUUAGUCAUAACUUUAUUAGAGGGGAAAUACCCGUUGCACUUGGGAGUGUUUUGGUAUCUCGUCUCUGGAGUUUGGAUCUUAGCUACAAUAAUCUUACGGGCCAUAUCUCACCUUCUCUCAUUCAUAUAAAAGAAAUUGACUUGUCACACAAUUUUUUGAAGGGCCGAAUUCCAGACGGUUUUAAUCAGCAUCAUAAAUCCCACACAGUAAUUGGCAAUAGGGGUUUAUGCGGUCAGUUUGAGAUUUUCCCUCCAUGUCCCAAAAGCAAAAAAUCACCAGGUUCCCAUCAUAAAACCAAAAUAGAAAUUGUUGUUCCCAUCACCACGUUCAUUGGAUUCCUAGUUAUUGGGAGUAUUCUCUUCUUUCGUUGUGUGUUCAAAGAAAAGCAAUUUGAGUUAAGAGAAUCUAAGAAUGGAAACUUAUUCUCGAUAUGGAACUAUGAUGGACAUAUUGCAUAUGAAGACAUUAUUGAAGCAACCGAGGAUUUUGACAUCAGAUAUUGCAUUGGAACUGGUGGUUAUGGUAGCGUUUUCAAAGCAGAAUUACCAAGCGGAAAUGUGGUUGCCUUAAAGAAACUUCAUCAGAGAGAGGCUGAGAAUCCAGUUUUCCAUAGGAGUUUUAUGAAUGAGGUGAGGGUGUUAACAGAGAUUCGACAUCGAAAUAUUGUGAAGCUGCAUGGGUUCUGUGUACAUAAAAGAUGCAAAUUUUUAAUUUACGAGUACAUGGAAAGGGGAAGCCUAUUUUGUGUCCUAAGAAAUGUUGAUGAAGCUAUGCAACUAGAUUGGAGCAAGAGGAUAAACAUCAUAAAAGGCACAGCACAUGCCUUAUCUUACAUGCAUCAUGAUUGCAUCCCAUCGAUUGUUCAUAGAGAUAUAUCAUCCAACAACAUUUUGCUGAACUCCGAAUUCCGAGCUUUUAUCUCUGACUUUGGAACUGCUAAACUCCUUGAUCCUGACUCCUCCAAUCAAACAUUGGUUGCUGGCACUUAUGGUUAUAUUGCCCCAGAGUUUGCCUACACGAUGACAGUCACUGAAAAAUGCGAUGUAUAUAGCUUUGGAGUGGUGGCACUAGAAGUAUUAAUGGGAAGGCAUCCGGGAGAACUCCUGUCCUCGUUAUCAUCAUCAUCAUCAUCAUCAUCUCAAAAUAUGAUGUUAAAUGAAAUAUUAGACCAACGCUUGCCACCUCCAAAUUAUCUAAUUGGACGUGAUGUUUUGCUUGUUGCUACAAUAGCAUUUGCAUGCCUUCACACUCAACCAAAGUCUCGGCCUACAAUGAAAUGUGUAUCACAAGAAUUUCUCUCUUGCAAGAAGCCGAAUGUCAUACCCUUGACUACGGUUUCACUCCUGCAACUGAGGAAACAAGCAACGUAUAUGGCUGGAUCAGGAUUUGCUUAUUGUUAGGGUGUUUUGUGUGCUGUCAAUGUGUCGUUUACAUUUCUCUAUCUUUUUCAAGAAAAAUGUUAUUUGUAAGCAUUCCAAAUCACUCCAUUAACUUGAAGUACUCACUGUUCAAGGUUGGAAGUAGCUAAAACAAAAUAGACCGUUGUGUUUGUAUGAGAUAAGUGUGCAAAUAGAAAGUAGAAGUGAAUUAA